GUGAGAGAUGACACUUAUACCAUGGUGCAAACCUUGCAGAAGGAUGCAAUGAGCCCCACUGGCCAGGCAGAGAGAAAGGCAGUGGAGAGGUGCCUGCACCAGACUGAGUCCUGGAUGUGCAGAUUUGGAGCUUUGACCACAUUGGUGGGAUCCAUGAUCU
Pelobates cultripes (western spadefoot toad) is the source of this 160-nucleotide messenger RNA. Lineage: Eukaryota; Metazoa; Chordata; Amphibia; Anura; Pelobatidae. The record is from the annotation of a GenBank genome assembly.